CAUCAAUGGACGAACGACUGUCAAAAUAAAACAAAUCGAGAAAGAGUAAAGAUGAAGUAAUGGUCGUUUUGAAAAAAUAAGCUGUCAUUACAUUGGCAUUCUCAACAAAAUAAGGUAGAAAGUGAUUGUGGCUACCCUUCAGUUAUGAUUGGAAUGACAUAGCAAAAGAAACUGUAAUGAUGAACAGUGUUGACAAGCUAGAUGCUAUAGAAAAGCUCAUUGGAUAUUCAGGGUUGGAGCGUGCCAAAGCAAAGGACUAUUUAGAGCGCUGCCACUGGAAUGUACAAAACGCUUACACAAUGUACAAAAAGACCAAGAUGGCUUCCAGUGGGUUUAUACCCCCGACACCUAUGAGCAGCAACACAUACUCCACCGCUGGCAUCACUCAGCGCUACCCGGUCCCCGGGACCACCCCUGUCACCAUGGUGACCCAUGGCCCGCCUGUUGGGUUUGCUCGCCCCACGAACUAUCGUAUGAUGCCGCAGGGGGAGGGGCUGGGUACUGUAGUGACUGGGAUGGGGCCUGCAGUGGGUGACACCCACCCAGCGUUCUUGCAGCAGCAGUAUGUGCCUAAGUUCCCUGUGGAGAAGGCAAGUGAGAGGAUCAUACCCAUACAGAUUGAAAACCAGUCUCAAGUGAGUAACAGACCAUCCAUUUCCAUGGUGACACGGCCAAACCGCCCAUCCCCACCCCCCUACCAGGCCCUUGUAAACCCUGCAAGGACAGCAGGUGGCAUCCGUGUAGAGGCUUUACCAAAGUCCCAGUCUUGUCCGGUGCCUACACGCAAUGACCCAGUCUGGGACCCCAAAGACGCUUACAAUGACAGCUACACACCUGCAGCAAAGACUGGCUUUAUGAACACAGAUAGAAUCCUAACUGAGAGUGGAAAUAGAACUUCUCAGAAUCUUGUGAGAGUUGAUGAUGUUAAGCCUGCUCAGAGUCUUGUUAGAGCAGAGGAUGUGAAGCCUCUGGAUAAUGGCUGCCUUAAUUCUCCAAAAAUUGCUGCUGGAAGUACAUCUCCCAAGAUCCUGAAGCGUGGGAUCUCCAAGAUUUCGGAGAACUCGUUCCUGGUAGACCAGGAGAGGCAGAACGUUCUACACGACAUUGUCGAAGACUGCCAUGACAACAUGUACGUGCAGACAUUCUUGUUACCGGAUAUCAGCGGAUACUCUGACGAUUUCAGAGACUUCCUCGAGAAGGACCUCAUUGAGUUGUCUACCCUGGUUUCCUUGGAGCAAGCCGGUCGACUAAACUGGUGGGCAGAGCUCGGUGUGUGUCAAAGACUGAUGCCUAUGGCAACCUCAGGGGAUGGGAACUGCUUGCUACAUGCUGCAUCUCUCGCCAUGUGGGGGAUCCAUGACAGGCAGCUGAUGUUACGCAAGGCCCUGUAUGACACCCUCACCAAGAAGUUUUACAGCAACGCCCUCUAUAGACGCUGGAGACUUCAACAAACACAGACACACAAACAGGCAGGGUUGAUCUUCACUGAGGCGGAGUGGAAGACAGAGUGGGACAAUGUUCUGCGUCUCGCGUCCACGACCCCACGCACGCUGCCCGGCAGUGCGCCACGCAGUAACAGCUGCUGUAACAGCAUGCUCACCCAGCAAAACAGCUCUUCCACAAUGCCAGAAGCCAACUCCGACUCCCCCAUCGUGUACGAGAGCCUGGAAGAAUUCCACGUGUUUGUCCUCGCACAUGUCAUACAGCGCCCCAUCAUUGUGGUGGCGGACACCAUCCUGAGGGACGCCAGUGGGGAGGCUAUGGCCCCCAUACCCUUUGGAGGGAUUUACCUGCCCCUGGAGUGUGAGGCAGCACACUGCUACAGGUCUCCACUGCUGCUCACAUAUGACGCCGCUCACUUCUCCGCCCUUGUGCCCAUGGAAUCUCAGAGGUCGGAGGAGGACAAGAAUUCUGCUUUACCAGUGGCCAUUCCAAUAGUGAGUUCAGAACUGAAGAUUCUGCCGCUGCAUUUUGCAAUCGACCCUGGCUCCUUCUACAACUGGGAGAAGAACCAGGGUGAGUUUAUGAUGCCUGAGGAACAGAAGAUAAACAUCCUGAAGCGCUACAUGGACCUAGAGCGGCUGCCAAUCAGUGGAAGCUUGCUGGACAGUGGCAGCGAUAAGAACUCAACAGGCUCGUAUGAGUCAGACGAUGGGCUCACAGAGAAAGGGAAGAAAGAAAAGAAACGGGGAAAUUCUGUCUCAAAACAGUUUGGAAGCUUUGGUAAAAGUGUGGGAAAAAAAUUGAAAAAUCUUGGUAAAGGUGGAAGUGGGAAAGAUGAGAAGAAGUCCAGUCGAAAUUCUAGUUCUCAGAAUUCCAAAAUUCCACUGACAAUAUCAGCUCUGGCAGAGAAUGAGCAACAGUCGCUAUGGUGCUGCCGCUUAGUCACACAGAAGAGUGUAACACACCAGAAAAUGAUUGACAACUAUUUAUGUGAUGCGAGUGAACGGUUUAAAGCAGACCUUGCAGGCAAUAAAAUUAAACACAAGGAGUCUAGUUCAAAUGUUGGUCAUCGAGUUCAGUGUGUAACUCAAGGCUGUAGCUUGUUUGGAACUGUUGAAACAAGUUAUCUAUGUUCGAAAUGUUACGCUGAUCAGAAAAAAGUAAUAAUCGAUCAGGAAAAAGAUAGGUUAAAGGAAUUUGAACACAAUAAACAUCAUAAACACAAAGAUGAGGUGGAUGGUACGAAAAUUGGUAAGUCCAAGUUCUAUGACAUGAAAAAUGGUGAAGUUCAGACCAGUGAAGUGUCUGCAAAAUCUAAGCAAAGCAUUCAGCCCCCCGUAGCAGUGAACAUUGGCUCCCAGUCCAAGGUUCCGGUCCCAAACUCUCAACAGAAGGGUCCAGUUCCCAGUUCCUUAAGCAAGAUCCCUAUUUCGACCCCUGGGGUCCCUCAAGCCCGACCCCUGACCCGAACGCCGUCCCCAGAUUAUGACAAUGUGGAGUACAAGUCCGCAGGAACUGUGAAACCCAGUGUUUCCAUGGUCCCAACUCAUUCCGUUAGCAACUAUGGGGCGCAGCGGUGUAUGAAUGAAGACUGUGCAUUUUAUGGUAACGACAAAUAUGACGGGUUUUGCUCUUCAUGCUUCAAGGAAAAACAAAAACUUCAAAAGCUGGUGUGAAAAUUGUAUGCUUUAAGUUAUUGUUAUGUUUGUUACAUGUAUCUAUUUUAAAAUAAUUUCUUCUGCUUAUAUGAUUGUUUAUUCCCAAUGUUUUAAAUGAAAUAAGAAGUUUCAUAAAAUUAUAUUGUCAGGGUUUUAAGAACAUUGGUAGGAACAUGAUUAUAAAAUUACAAUUCUAGCUUGUUUACAAUUUAGCUCGUUUACUCCGUCAUCGCUGUGUACUAAUUUAUUGACAAGUCUUGUGACAAGAAUUUCAUAUUCAUCCUUUAAUUUGAUUCCAGUCUGUGUUAAAUGUUUUUAAAUCUUUUUGUAUCAGGAUAGAGUUUUGUCUUUUAUUGCUAGAAGUCCCAGAGCAAUUAUCAAUUAGAUUCCAUAAGGGCCCAUUUUCCAAGACUUAAGAAUGUCUAGAAAUACUUUUGCGUUUGUAAAGACGCAGACCCCAUGGGUGUUAAUUUCUUUCACAAACUAUUCAAGAUAAAGAAUAAAAAAAUUAUUGAAAAACAUCUAGUACGAAUGGCAGCUUUUUAAAGAACAUAACCAUGUUAUUGGUUUUUUAAGUAAAUGUCAUUAAUCUUCAGGCUUAGUUUGAUGAAUAUGGGCAUUAACAUGCUUUAUUAGAUCUAAGUAACUGUUGUUCUUCAGUAUGGGUUGAUCACUAUCAUGAGCUGUGCUUUGAGAAAAUUGGGCUUAAUUCAGGUGCGCAAAAUAUUGUCCUAUAUUAGCAUGUGCAGACCACACAGGCUAAUCGUGGACGACACUUUCUGCCUAGAUUGGAUUUUGUUUAGAAGAGUCUCAACUUUCUUGAAAACAAAUUCCAGAGAUCAAUAAAAAAAACUAAAACUAUAAAAACUAUAAAAAAAAUCAUUUGAUUUGCACUCCCUGUUGAAUUCAAUUUCUUAUUUUAUUUUCGGAAGUAAAUGUAUUCACACAGGGAACAAUCAAACGUGCAAUAGAAAACUGGAGUUUCCUUCUGCUCAGUUAUCAGGAUGUGCCUCUUUACUGUUUAACUGCAGUAUCACCGUACAGUAUUUUGUCAAAUAUAUCAAGGGUUUGAAAGAGAAACAGUGUUAGAAAAUAUUAUGCAAACAUUUUGGCAUGAAUGAAAAAAGCCUUGAAUUGAAACCUAUUUUAUAUUUGCACAGUUAAAGCAUGACAUAUACAUUUUUCAACUCAGUUAGUAGGAUCUUACUGAGAUGCAACACUGUAACAGAAUACUUGCUAAUUUCCCGACCAGGUGUCCAAUUUAUAAAGCAGGAAAUGAAAUGUUUGUAAUACCUGUAGCAAUAGAUAAGCUUGUGAAAACAAGCUGAUGAUCAUCAGUGUCUUUUCCUUUUUCAUAUUUCGAAGCCUCUACUUUUUUUAGAUAAUAGCUGUGUGGGGUGUGCAUUUUUAUUUAAUUUGUGUAAAAUUAUUUUUAAACAAAUUAAGAAUUAAACAUAUUGUUUUUUAUGCCCCCUGUAGGGUGGCAUAUAGCAGCUGAACUGUCUGUCAGUAUGACAGUCAGUCUGUCCGUCCGUCCAAAAAAAACUUGAACAUUGGCCAUAACUUUUUCAAUAUUGAAGAUAGCAACUUGAUAUUUGGCAUGCAUGUGUAUCUCAUGAAGCUGCACAUUUUGAGUGGUGGAAGUUCAAGGUCAUGGUCAUCCUUCAAGGUCAAAGGUCAACAACAACAAAAAAAAAUAAUUUCAAACCGGCGUUUUCAUGAAGCUGCACAUUUUGAGUGGUGGAAGUUCAAGGUCAAGGUCAUCCUUCAAGGUCAAGGUCAUCCUUCAAGGUCAAAGGUGAAAAAAAAUCGCGGCGGCGUUAUCAUGAAGCUGCACAUUUUGAGUGGUGGAAGUUCAAGGUCAAGGUCAUCCUUCAAGGUCAAAAAAAUAAAAUUAAGCGGCGCAAUAGGGGGCAUUGUGUUUAUGACGAACACAUCUCUUGUUAAUAAUGAAUAGCAGUCUAUUAUGGCCAACUGGUACACUACCAGUUGUGACAUUAUACUCAAAUAUGUACUUUGGCUGAUAUUUAUUAUAUAUCAGUUGUACAAUUCAUAUUCUGCUAGUUAUCUUAAAAAAUAAUUUAUGCUUCGAUGUACAUUCCGACUGUUAAGAAUAUUUAUUUAUAAUUUUAUCUGGUAAUGUACUUGAGACUACUUUGAGUGUCGUACUUAACUUAUUACGGUUAGGCUGUUAUUACAAAAUUAAAUUAGAACAGCUACAUGUAACAAAACUUUGCCACAUUUCAUCAUAGAAAAAUAUGGAUAUGUGUGAUUUUUAUGAUUUUAGUCUACACAAAUUAUUUGAAUAUUACAUUGUGUUUCUUACAACAACUUGUGUUCCUCAUGACACUACAGCUGGCAUUUACUUUAUUAUUUUGACUUAGUUAAUGUGUGGUAUAAAUGCAUGUUUAAUACAGACUUUACCAAGUAUAGGAAAACAGGAACAACUUUAGCGACAAUAGUGUUUGAUUUUAUAACAUUUUACUCUCCCAUUAUGUCAGCUCCAAUCUUAUUAAACUACAAAUACAUUAUAUGCACAAUACAUUAUUUAUAAUGUUACCAUUCAUUAAUUGCUUGCUUCUUUAUAUCCAAAAAUACUUGCUUGCUAAUUGUUAUCUCUUUAAGUGAAUGUGAAGCCUAUUUAAUUAUUCUUUGUAUAUUUUAAUGUUUAUUUGUACCAAAUUCAUGGGUUGGUUUGGUAAUGUUACACAUCAAAUGAAAUUUAACAAUAGUAUGGUAUAAUGGUAAAACAUAAUGUAGCAAUGUAUUUCUAGUCAAA
Molecule: messenger RNA, 5880 nt
Organism: Dreissena polymorpha
Lineage: Eukaryota; Metazoa; Mollusca; Bivalvia; Myida; Dreissenidae
Product: OTU domain-containing protein 7B-like
Exons: 11
Coding region: 177-3119 (980 amino acids)
Biological process (GO): protein K63-linked deubiquitination; protein deubiquitination involved in ubiquitin-dependent protein catabolic process; protein K11-linked deubiquitination
Cellular component (GO): nucleus; cytoplasm
Molecular function (GO): cysteine-type deubiquitinase activity; DNA binding; K63-linked polyubiquitin modification-dependent protein binding
Source: RefSeq, a predicted model, not a curated record